CGCAGAGCGCGCGGCACUCCGCUGCUCCCACAGAGUUGAUCAGUGUCCGGAUACCUGAUGGAUGAAUGGGAUGGACGAUCGAUGACCGAUCAGUUAAACCGCACGCGGGCACUCACAGAGCGGAGACUCGGAUCGGUUCAGUAUUGAUUAUCAGUGAAUGUUACGGAGCUGACAGCGCAAGCGGAGUUGUGCGCUUCAAACCAAGCAGGACUCUACUUUCUUUAUCCAUCCAUCCUCGUCCUCCGGGAUGAAGACUCCUCUCAGCCCCUCUCAGUUCCUGGACAGUGGGCACAUCUUUGGCUUUGGAGGGAUGUGUCAAGAGCUGAUGGACACGCCCACACCUACAUCCAUCAGUCUCUCUGUCCCACACGCUACAUCCUCAGGUCAGAGCGGGACGUACUCGCUGUGUGAGGUGUGUAACCUGCAGCUGACCUCUGCUGCUCAGGCCCAGCUGCACUACAAUGGCAGGUCUCACCUCCGGAGAGUGAGACAGCUGCAGGCUGGAGACAACAGGCAGCAGGCAGCAGGGACCCAGUCCAGGUCUCUUCCCCAGGUCACAGGGCUCAGUUCUCAGCCUGCAGGACUAACUCCGACUCCCGGCUUAAGUUCAGGCCUCAGCGCUCCUUCCAGCACGACUGCAGGAAGUGGGAGUGGUGCAGUGGGCGGAGCGUUGCCAGGUCUCAUAGGUGCCACUGGUCCUUCAGUCAUGAUGAAACCCUUUCUGCCGUUUCCUGUUGAGACAACGUCACCAGUUGGACUUUUCCCAAACUUCAACACGAUGGACCCGGUGCAGAAGGCUGUCAUCAACCACACCUUUGGCGUUACCAUGGUACCUAAAAAGAAACAGGUCAUCUCCUGUACUGUCUGCCAGCUGAGGUUCAACUCUGAUUCUCAGGCUGAGGCUCAUUACAGAGGAAGUCGUCACGCAAAGAAGCUCAAGUCUCAGGAGAACAAAGCCAAGGCUAAGCUGUCAAAUUCUGCAGAAACCAAUGGGAGCGUCUGUAAUCCUGCUGGCCCCGCCCCUCUUGUCUCAGCUGUCCCCGUCCCUCUUGUCUCAGCUAACAGCAGCACUAAUCAACACACAGAUUUCUUAUCCAGAACCGCAGACACUCCGUCUCCUGUCAAAUCUUUCCUCCUCCCCUCUACCUCCCCUCUCUCUUCCUCCUCCCCCUCUUCUAGUAGAGCAGGCAGUGAGCCUCCUCCAUCCAGCCCCCCAUCGGGACUCCCAGCUCCAGGCCUCUCUUCCUCUUCGUCGUCCUCUUCUUCCAAAGUGUCUUCCGCUUCCGCUUCCGCUCCUGUCACCACCUUGUCUUGCCCUGCUCCCCUUCCACCUGCACCCUCCCAGGAUGCUUCACCUUCAGUGGAGUCAGAAGAGGAGAAGGCAAAAAAGCUGCUGUAUUGUUCUCUUUGUAAAGUUGCGGUCAACUCGCUCUCUCAGCUGGAGGCGCAUAAUGCAGGUUCAAAACAUAAAACAAUGCUGGAGGCUCGUAGUGGCGCUGGGCCGAUCAAAGCCUACCCUCGACCUGGAGCAAAGCUGAAGAACGGCAGCAGCUCGGGACUGAAGGGCUCCGGCCUGCAGAACAAAACCUUCCACUGCCAGAUCUGCGAUGUCCAUGUCAACUCUGAGAUCCAGCUUAAACAGCACAUCUCCAGCAGGAGGCACAAGGACAGAGUGGCAGGAAAACCCAGCAAACCCAAGUACAGUCCUUACAACAAACAGCAGCGCGGCUCACUCACUAAGGAGCUGGUGAAGCCUGCGCUCUCACCUUCAUUCCUCUCCACUCCUUUUGCUCCACCAUCUUCUCCGCUCACCCCCUCUCUAUCACUCCCUCCAUCCUCUCUGUCCUCUUCCCCCCUCCUCACACCCACAUCCUCCCCCCUCACACCUGCAAUCUCUAUCCACCCUCGCCCUCCGUCCUCUUCCCCCCUUUUCACAGCCUCCUUCCUCCGUCCAGCACCUGGACCAAUCAGAGCGAGCCAAGGAUCGAUUCUCUUCACGCCGUACUGAUGCCAGCAGAAGCGGGAAGUCAUACCAGCGAACUUUGACCUCUGACAUGCUUUUUGUUGCCACUACGGAGACAUGGGAGACAUCGCAUUAAGACUGCAGGGAUUCAAACUUGCAACCUCCCCACUAAGAAAGUUGUGAACUGACUCUUGCUGACCAGAAGAGGAGAUGUACGUUUAAAUAAUCCUGAACCUGGAUGAA
This is a messenger RNA of Neolamprologus brichardi, 2206 nucleotides long. It is a transcript of the gene znf385b, whose product is annotated as zinc finger protein 385B. Gene Ontology annotation, molecular function: nucleic acid binding; zinc ion binding. Lineage: Eukaryota; Metazoa; Chordata; Actinopteri; Cichliformes; Cichlidae. Gene Ontology annotation, cellular component: nucleus. The record is from RefSeq and is a predicted model, not a curated record.